AUGGCCGAAGUGGAUUUCCAACCCCAGAUCGUCCUUCGAUGUCCCCAGUGUAAUAAGCCGUUCGAUAAACCCCGACCAUCCAAAAGCGUCGGCAAGGGAGCCAGUAAUAAGGAGGGUGUCGAUGCGCCAGCAACCGAACCAUCAAGGACAAUACGCUCGCCGCCUUUCGAUUCUCCGCACGACAUCGGCCACCAUACACUUCAAGAUGAGCUUGUUACGCAAAUCCCUACCGCGCUGGCGAACUCAGGAGAUGAGUGGUUUGACUGGAACAACCCAAUCUUUGACUUCGUCGACCCCACGAGCAGCUGGCAGACCAAAGGAGAUAUGGUUCAAUUCUCACCACCCUUGACGCGUACGCCAGUUCAUGAGGCGACACCUUCGGCCCUUCAGAACUUUCUCCGCCAGCAGACGUUUUUGUCUUCGUAUAUGUCGAUACCAAGACAACCGCAUGAUAUUCUUGGCUCACUCGCUCAUCGACCGACAAUGGGACCCAAAACAAAAAGAACUGCCACCCUCAUCUUGCAAACCCUGAAGUCCUAUCCUCUCAUUUUGUUGCAACAGGACUCACUACCACCAUUUAUCCACCCUCGCAUGAUGGUUUCUGCUGGCGCUGAGAGCGACAGCAUGGAGCCGCUUAACAACUGCAUCAGUUUGCUGCAUAUGACACGCGCUGGUGUCCCGGGGAACCGGAAACUGUUCUGGAGAAACGUACGGAUGGAGUGUGAACGUUUCUAUCAGGAGCUCUAG
Messenger RNA from Chaetomium globosum CBS 148.51, 747 nucleotides. RefSeq lists its product as uncharacterized. The coding region runs from base 1 to 747 and encodes 248 amino acids. The transcript has 3 exons. Lineage: Eukaryota; Fungi; Ascomycota; Sordariomycetes; Sordariales; Chaetomiaceae. The record is from RefSeq and is a predicted model, not a curated record.